This is a messenger RNA of Macrosteles quadrilineatus (aster leafhopper), 2727 nucleotides long. Its product is annotated as regulator of chromosome condensation-like. Gene Ontology annotation, cellular component: cytoplasm. Lineage: Eukaryota; Metazoa; Arthropoda; Insecta; Hemiptera; Cicadellidae. The transcript has 12 exons. Bases 185 to 1519 code for a protein of 444 amino acids. Gene Ontology annotation, molecular function: guanyl-nucleotide exchange factor activity. The record is from RefSeq and is a predicted model, not a curated record.
GCCAAACUAAACUGCCAACGGCACCGACCGACCGGUACGUUAAGUUUUCUGUUGUUUAUUCUCUUUCCACUGAGUAGCUAUUCACCAAAUAACCAUAUUGGAUUUUCUGAAUUUGUUUGACCAAGACUCCAUUUUCUCUACAAUCCAAGGGGUUUGUUUUUGCCAAAGGUUUUACAAUUGAACUAUGCCUGUUAAAAAGACCACAAUGAAAAGGAAACUCAAGACUUCUAUUGACAAUUCUGCAGCACCUCCAACAAAAAUUGGAAAACGGGGAGGAACUCCGGUUCCUGAGGAGGUUUUUCACGCGCAGAGGAAUCAUCAGCGAGGGCCCGGCGUGGUGCUGACUCUGGGUCAAGGGGACGUGGGACAGCUGGGACUGGGACCUGAUGUUAUGGAGAAAGCUCGUCCCGCACUGGUGCCUGACGUGACUGAUGUGGUGGAUGUGUGUGCUGGUGGCAUGCACACUAUGUGUCUAACCAGUAGUGGCGAGGUUAUCACGUUUGGUUGUAAUGACGAGGGAGCCCUGGGUCGUCCUACGCCUGAGGAAGGCAGUGAGUCGAGGCCAGGCAAGGUUGAACUGGACGGAAAAGUAGUGCAGAUAUCCGCAGGAGAUUCACACUCCGCUGCUCUGUUGGAAGAUGGCAGAGUCUUUGCUUGGGGCGCCUUCAGGGACUCUCAUGGAACUAUGGGACUUACGCCCAAAGGCAUCAUGCCUAACCCGAUGCUGGUACCAGUUGAUGAUAAGGUAAUCUUAUCGAGGAGAAAACGGGAUAUAGUAGUGAGGAUAGAGUCAGGCACGGAUCACUUGAUGCUGUUGACUAGACAUGGUCAGUUGUACACAUGCGGCUGUGGCGAGCAAGGACAGCUGGGGAGGAUAGCAGAGAGAGCGGCCAGUAGGGAGAGUAGGCAGGGACUGAGUAAAAUGUUAAUUCCUGCUAAAGUUCAGAUAAAACAUUUGGAGUUUGACAACGUUUGGGCUGGAGCUUACUGCACGUUCAUGAAAGAAAAGAGGAGUGAUCAUGUUUUCUCUUUUGGUCUGAAUAACUAUGGACAAAUCUGUUUAAAAAAUGUAAAUGAAAAGGCCACUCAUUUCCACCCUGUGCAAUCGCAAGGCUUCUCAGACAAGAAAUGGGCAAAGAUUUGUGGUGGACAGCACCACACUUUAGCCCUGGAUUCAGAUGGUGUAGUGUAUGCUUCUGGAAGAAAGGACUACGGGAGGCUGGGGCUUGGAAGUGACUGUCCGGAAGUGGUGGACAAACCCACUGUCGUUCCGGGACUGCAGGGAAAGAAGUGCAUCGACAUCGCUUGUGGAACUUGUGUAUCAUUUGCUGUCACAGAAGAUGGAGAGGUGUAUGCCUGGGGGAUGGGCACCAAUGGACAACUAGGUACUGGAGAUGAGGAUGAUCAUUACGAACCAGUGCGGAUGGGAGGCAAGCAGCUAGAAGGCCGCAAAGUGGUAGCAGUGUCUGGCGGAGGUCAACAUACAGUUCUGUUGGUAACAACGGAUCAGAACAGCUGAUAAAUACCAGCAUUGUCAGACAUAAUUGUUUUACUUUUUGUCAUCAUCAACAUUUCCCCCAUCCUAGCUCAAUUUGUUGAGUACUUUUUAUUUUUGUUUGUAACCGUCUUCUACGAGUAUUUGAAGGGUAAAUUAACUGUGGAAAUAUGAUUGAGAAAAAUCAACAAUCAAUGCUCAAAUUGUGUACUUGAAGUAGCAAUGUGUAAUAAAGGGUGGAUAUAUUUUUGCUAUUUUUAAUUUAUUGUAGGCUUAAUUGUGUAAAUAAAUAAAUUAAACUUGAAUAUUUUAACUCAUAAUAAAUCUUAAGCAGGUCUUGAGGUAUCAUUUUAGUUGUCGAGCUUCUUUAAAUCUAUCAAGAAAGUUAGUUUAUUUUUUUAUAUUUUUUAUUAGUACAUUUUGAAAUAAGCAAUUAAUUAUAUAGAUUGCUUUUGCCUACAAAAGAUAACAAACACUGCUUUCCUGCUUCAUAAGAAACACUCAUUGAAAUUAAAGUACUAUAUAACUAUUAUUGUAAAAAUAAAAAUCAUAUGGCCUACUUUAGUAAUAUAUACUUGCCUUAAAUGUAAAAAAAUGUGUUUAUGCCUUUUUAACUAACAUAAUAAUAUUGUUAUUAAAUCUAACUUUUGUAAAUGAAAGUGUUGCUUACAACUUUGUUGUUAUUUUGUGUCUUAUUUUAGUUUUACAUUUUUUGUCCGAGGUAGAAUAUCCUGAGCCUUAUAAAAUUGAUUGUUAAUAAUCUUCACCAAUACAAGAUUCACAGCAAGUUAUUUUCAACUUUAAAGCCUGUUUUGGUGUUUAGUUUUACUCUUGUAAUCGUGUUAUCGUUGUCUCUUUGUUUAUUUACGUUUGAUUUCAUUUGGUUGGAAAAUAUUCUUAUGUUGAAUAUAUUUGAGAAAAGUAGCAUCAGAAGGUCACAUACUUUUAAUUUGCCACAAUCUUUUCUUUAGGACGUAUCGAAGUAUCAAUAAACUACAUUCAAAAAAUGUACAUGUCAGCUGUCAUUAAACUUUUAAAACCAGUAUGAUCAUUUAAAGUCUUAGUAUAUACUAUAUUUCAUUUGUUUUGUAACAGUGUGCAUGAAAACUGUGUUGCCAUCUGAGCAAAUUUAUUUCUAGGUAUUUGAAAGGAUACAGCUAAAAGUAUUAUGCAUUGCUAAGUAGAUCACUUGUUAAAAAAUAUGUUUUCACUAUUAUAAAAAGUUAAAAUUA